AGAACGAAACAAAAAUCAGACGAUCUCAAACAAUUGUGGAAAAAAGUACGGAAUAAGAUGAACUUUGCUGGCAAAGUAGUUCUGAUCACUGGAGCUUCAUCGGGUAUCGGUGCUGCUACAGCUGUGAAAUUCGCCCAACUUGGUGCCACUUUGGCAUUGAAUGGUCGCAAUGUGGAAAAUUUAGAAAAAGUAGCUAAGUUGUGCGCCAACGAAGGAAAGAAACAAACACCCCAACUGGUGGUGGGCGACAUUUCCAAGGAAGCGGAUACGGAACGCGUUUGGCAAGAAACUUUGAAGAAACACCAACGCCUCGAUGUUUUGGUCAACAAUGCCGGUAUUAUUGAAACGGGAACAAUCGAAAAUACCAGUUUGGAACAAUUUGAUCGUGUCAUGAAUACAAAUCUUCGAUCCAUAUAUCAUUUGAGUAUGUUGGCUGUGCCGGAAUUAAUUAAGACCAAAGGCAACAUUGUCAAUGUGUCCAGUGUUAAUGGCAUUCGUUCUUUCCCCGGUGUCUUGGCUUAUAAUAUUUCUAAAAUGGGUGUAGAUCAAUUUACACGUUGUGCCGCCUUGGAAUUGGCUGCUAAGGGUGUACGUGUCAAUUGUGUUAAUCCCGGUGUGACUGUGACUAAUCUACACAAACGUGGUGGUAUGGAUCCGGAAACGUAUGCCAAAUUUUUGGAACAUUCUAAGACAACACACGCUUUGGGUCGUCCUGGUACUGCUGAUGAGGUGGCUAAUGCCAUUUGUUUCUUGGCAAGCGAAUUGGCAUCGUUCAGUACCGGUGUUAGUUUGGCUGUUGAUGGUGGCCGUCAUGCCAUGUGUCCUAGAUAA
Molecule: messenger RNA, 831 nt
Organism: Musca vetustissima
Lineage: Eukaryota; Metazoa; Arthropoda; Insecta; Diptera; Muscidae
Product: 3-oxoacyl-[acyl-carrier-protein] reductase FabG-like
Exons: 2
Coding region: 58-831 (257 amino acids)
Molecular function (GO): oxidoreductase activity
Source: RefSeq, a predicted model, not a curated record